AUGAAACCCCUGUCAACAAGAUCAACACAACACCCAUGUCACUGGCCUCAGCACGCCACCGCUGUCAACGCGUACCGACCUCAACACGCCAACUCUCUCACCGACAUCAGCACGCCACCCCUGUCAUCUACCUCAGCAUGCCACCCCUGUCACCGACCUCAGCACCCCAACUCUGUCACCAACUUCAGCACGCCAUCUCUGUCACCGAACUCAGCACGCCAACUCUGUCACCAACAUCAGCACGCCACCUCUAUCACCGAUCUCAGCACGCCACCCCUGUCAUCGACCUCAGCACGCCACGCCUGCCACCGACCUCACCACGCAACCUCCGUCACCAACCUCAGCACGCCACCCCUUUCACAGAACUCAGCACGCCAAAUCUGUCACCGACUUCAGCACGCCACCUGUGUCACCGACCACAGCACCCCACCUCUGUCACGGACAUCAGCAUGCCACCUCUAUCACCGAACUGAGCACGCCACCCCUGCCACCGGCCUCAGCACUCCACCGCUGUCACAGACUUCAGCACGCCACUUCUCUCACCAACCUCAGCACGCCACCUCUGUAACCAAAAUCAGCACGCCACCUCUGUCACCGACAUCAGCACCCCACAGCUGUCACCGACAUCACCACGCCACCCCUGUCACCAACCGCAGCACGCUUCCGCUGUCACCGACCUCAGGAAGAAACCUCUGUCACCGACCUCAGGAAGCCACCUAUGUCACCGACCACAGCACGCCACCCCUUUCACCGACUUCAGCACUGCACCCUGUCACCGACCUCAGCACGCCACCUCUGUCACCGAUCUGA
Messenger RNA from Haliotis rubra (blacklip abalone), 810 nucleotides. RefSeq lists its product as uncharacterized. The record is from RefSeq and is a predicted model, not a curated record. Lineage: Eukaryota; Metazoa; Mollusca; Gastropoda; Lepetellida; Haliotidae. The transcript has a single exon. The coding region runs from base 1 to 810 and encodes 269 amino acids.